CGCUGAGCGCCUGAAACAGGAAGUCAGUCAGUUAAGCUGGUGGCAGCAGCCGAGGCCACCAAGAGGGGACAGACGGCAGGUCGCAGUGCAGGGGCCUCAGCUCGGUGGUGUGUCGGUCCUGGGGUGGCCGCCAGCCCGGCCAGAGGAGGCCCAUGUCCACCAUGGUCCCCUGCUGGAACCACGGCAACAUCACGCGCUCCAAGGCAGAGGAGCUGCUCUCCAGGACGGGCAAAGAUGGGAGCUUCCUCGUGCGUGCCAGCGAGUCCAUCUCCCGGGCCUACGCGCUCUGCGUGCUGUAUCGGAAUUGUGUUUACACCUACAGAAUCCUGCCCAAUGAAGAUGACAAAUUCACGGUUCAGGCGUCCGAAGGCGUCCCGGUGAAGUUCUUCACCAAGCUGGACCAGCUCAUCGAGUUUUACAAGAAGGAAAACAUGGGGCUGGUGACCCACCUGCAGUACCCGGUGCCGCUGGAGGAGGAGGACACGGGCGAUGACCCCGAGGAGGACACAGAAAACAUCGUGUCUCCACCCGAGCUGCCCCCGAGAAACAUCCCUCUGUCCGCCGCGCCCUGUGAGGCCAAGGAGCUUCCUCCUCCGAUCGAGAACCCCCGCGCGCCCGAGGUCAGCCGGCCGAGCCUCUCCGAGACGUUGCUGCAGCGGCUGCAGAACAUGGACACCAGCGGCCUUCCAGAAGAGCAUCUUAAAGCCAUCCAAGAUUAUUUAAGCACUCAGCUCGCCUUGGACUCGGAAUUUGUGAAGACGGGGUCCAGCAGCCUUCCUCACCUGAAGAAACUGACCACACUGCUCUGCAAGGAGCUCUACGGGGAAGUCGUCCGGACCCUUCCGUCCCUGGAGUCCCUGCAGAGGUUGUUUGACCAGCAGCUCUCCCCCGGCCUCCGUCCACGUCCCCAGGUGCCCUGCGAGGCCAGUCCCAUCAACAUGGUGUCCAAGCUCAGCCAGCUGACCUGCCUGCUGUCCUCUAUCGAAGACAAGGUCAAGGCCUUGCUGCACGAGGGCCCCGAGUCUUCCCACCGGCGUUCCCUCAUCCCUCCCGUCACCUUUGAGGUGAAGUCGGAGUCUCUGGGCAUCCCUCAGAAAAUGCAGCUCAAAGUCGACGUGGAGUCUGGGAAACUGAUCAUUAAGAAGUCCAAGGACGGUUCCGAGGACAAGUUCUACAGCCACAAGAAAAUUCUGCAGCUCAUCAAGUCACAGAAGUUUCUAAACAAGUUGGUAAUUUUGGUGGAAACAGAGAAGGAGAAGAUCCUGCGGAAGGAGUAUGUUUUUGCUGACUCUAAAAAGAGAGAAGGCUUCUGCCAGCUGCUGCAGCAGAUGAAGAACAGGCACUCGGAGCAGCCGGAGCCCGACAUGAUCACCAUCUUCGUCGGCACCUGGAACAUGGGUAACGCCCCCCCUCCCAAGAAGAUCACGUCCUGGUUUCUCUCCAAGGGGCAGGGAAAGACGCGGGACGACUCUGCCGACUACAUCCCCCACGACAUCUACGUGAUCGGCACCCAGGAGGACCCCCUGGGUGAGAAGGAGUGGCUGGAGAUCCUCAAACAGUCCCUGCAAGAAAUCACCAGCAUGACUUUUAAAACAGUGGCCAUCCACACGCUCUGGAACAUCCGCAUGGUGGUGCUGGCCAAGCCGGAGCACGAGAACCGCAUCAGCCACAUCUGCACGGACACCGUGAAGACCGGCAUCGCCAACACGCUGGGGAACAAAGGAGCUGUGGGGGUGUCCUUCAUGUUCAAUGGCACCUCCCUGGGGUUUGUGAACAGCCACUUGACUUCAGGAAGUGAAAAGAAACUCAGGCGAAACCAGAACUACAUGAACAUUCUCCGGUUCCUGGCCCUGGGAGACAAGAAACUGAGUCCCUUCAACAUCACUCACCGCUUCACUCACCUCUUCUGGCUGGGAGACCUCAACUACCGCGUGGAUCUGCCCACCUGGGAGGCAGAAGCCAUCAUCCAGAAGAUCAAGCAGCAGCAGUACGCGGACCUCCUGUCCCACGACCAGCUGCUCACGGAGAGGAGGGAGCAGAAGGUUUUCCUGCACUUUGAGGAGGAAGAGAUCACGUUUGCACCGACCUACCGUUUUGAGAGGCUGACUCGGGACAGAUACGCCUACACUAAGCAGAAAGCAACCGGGAUGAAGUACAACUUGCCCUCCUGGUGCGACCGGGUCCUCUGGAAGUCGUAUCCCCUGGUGCACGUGGUGUGUCAGUCCUACGGAAGUACCAGCGACAUCAUGACGAGCGACCACAGCCCCGUCUUUGCCACGUUUGAGGCAGGCGUCACUUCCCAGUUUGUCUCCAAGAAUGGUCCCGGGGCUGUGGACGGCCAAGGGCAGAUCGAGUUCCUCAGGUGCUACGCCACGCUGAAGACCAAGUCCCAGACCAAAUUCUACCUGGAGUUCCACUCGAGCUGCUUGGAGAGUUUUGUCAAGAGUCAGGAAGGAGAGAAUGAAGAAGGAAGUGAGGGGGAGCUGGUGGUGAAGUUUGGCGAGACCCUUCCAAAGCUGACGCCCAUCAUCUCCGACCCCGAGUACCUGCUGGACCAGCAUAUCCUGAUUAGCAUUAAGUCCUCUGACAGCGACGAAUCCUACGGCGAGGGCUGCAUUGCCCUCCGGCUAGAAGCCACAGAGACCCAGCUGCCCAUCCACACGCCGCUCACCCACCACGGAGAGAUGACCGGCCACUUCCGGGGCGAGAUCAAGCUGCAGACCUCCCAGGGCAAAAAGAGGGAGAGGCUCUACGACUUUGUGAAGACGGAGCGGGACGAGUCCAGCGGGCAGAAGUCCUUGAGGAGCCUCACCAGCCACGACCCCAUGAAGCAGUGGGAACCCGCCGGCAGGGCCCCUCCGUGCGGUGGCUCCGGCAUCUUAGAAAUCAUGAACCCCAACUACAUGGGGGUGGGGCCCUUUGGGCAGCCGACGUCCCUGCACGUGAAGCAGACCCUGUCCCCCGACCAGCAGCCCACAGCCUGGAGCUACGACCAGCCACCCAAGGACUCCUCCCUGGGGCCGGGGAGGGGAGAUAACCCUCCAACCCCUCCCUGCCAGCCGCCCCUGUCACCCAAGAAGUUUUCAUCCUCAACGGCAAACCGGGGCCCCUGCCUCAGGACACAGGAGUCAAGGCCCGGCGACCCGGGGAAGAGCGGCACGGAGCCGGAGGACCUGCCGCUGACGAAGCCGGAGAUGUUUGAGAACCCGCUGUACGGCUCCGUGAGCGCCUUCCCUAAGCCGGCGCCCAGGAAGGAGCAGGAAUCGCCCAAAAUGCUGCGGAAGGAGCCCCCGCCCUGCCCGGAGCCGGGGCUCCUGUCUCCCAGCAUCACGCUCACCAAAGCCCAGGAGGCUGAGCGCAGCGAGGGGACAGGCAAGCAGGUGCCCGCGCCCCGGCUGCGCUCCUUCACCUGCUCGUCCUCCGCUGAGGGCCGGGCGGCCACUGGGGACAAGAGCCAAGGGAAGCCCAAGGCCCCGGCGGGCCCCCAGGCUCCUGUGCCGGCCAAGAGGCCCAUCAAGCCUUCCAGGUCGGAAAUGAGCCAGCAGACGCCGCGGCCUCCCCUGCCCGUCAAGAGCCUGGCGGUCCUGCACCUGCAGCACCAGGGCCGCGACUACCGCGACAACAGCGAGCUCCCGCACCACGGCAAGCACCAGACCGAGGAGGGGCCGCUGAGCAGGACGGCCACACAGUGAAGCCCUCGGUGAGCUGCCAGCGAGUCGGGAGCCCGGAGGAGCAGUGCAAAGGCCCUGGGACCCUCCUGGGGCCUCUGGCUGGCUCCUCCCACCAGCUCCCUGCGCAAGGCUUCGUGAUUCUCAGCAAAAGGCCCGGCUCCCGUGUGUGGUCCAGGGAGUGCGCCGCCUGCGGAUCCGGGCGCCUCGUGCCGAGGUCAGAAGGACUAUGCACACCAGACAGGCGGCCGCCCGCCCGGUCCCCGGCUUGACCUUGGUACUUGGGACCCCGAGCCUUGUCUGGGUUGCUAUUGUGAAGAAAGAAACUGAAGAGCUGAUUUGAAGGUGGAGAGAUAAAUAAUAAUAAUAUUAAUAAUAAUACUGGCCGCGUGGGUGGAGCGCUCUCGGGGCCCCGUGCUGUGCUGAGUGCUUUGUGAGCCUUACGUCGGGACGACCUCAACCUCGGGAGUGGCGUCUCCAGCCAACUAAAACCACGUGCCCAGACCCACCGGUUCAAGACGGCGUGGUCCGGAGGGGUUUGGGCAAAGCAUUAAGAAGGCCAGCGCCCUCCUGGGGCCAGACAAGGGUACAAACAUUCUGUCCUAUCCAGUGUCCGUACUGUUGGCUGCUUUGGCCACAGCCCCCAGGGUGGGCGCGGGGCGGGGGUUCUGGCCAAGCUGGGUGAGGGCAGGGACCUGCCCGGCUUCCCAGUUCCUCCUCGGAAGGAGCGGGAAAAUCAGCUCCUCCUCCCCAGCAGAGAGAUCUGGCCUCAGCCCGGGCUGCAGGUGCCGAGGCCCGUGCGGGUUCCUCACGCCCUCCUCGAGGUGGGCAGCCAGCCACGGGCUGGGCCGAGCCCCGACACUCAUCCGUCCUGCUAGUAGAAGAGUCUUUGCUGUUGCUCCCGAAAGCCGAGCUCCCCGGCCCGGCACCGGGGAGGGCAGCCUCUCGGCCCCCGGCUCUCGGCAUCGCGCAGCUUUUCCUCCAAGCUCUGUGGCUGUCAGCUCCGCUUCCCGGAUUCUAGGAGAAUAGAUUGGUGAUGUCCUUCCUUGUGUUGCUUUUUGACAUAACAAUUAAUGUAGGGAACCGAGUCCAGAUGUAUGUGAGAGUCCAAGAGAAACGGGUACGCGCCCCAUUCCCACAGGUGUCAUCUGCGUGACCAAUAAAUUGUGCCUUUCUCACUCGG
Microcebus murinus (gray mouse lemur) is the source of this 4851-nucleotide messenger RNA. It is a transcript of the gene INPP5D, whose product is annotated as inositol polyphosphate-5-phosphatase D. Gene Ontology annotation, molecular function: phosphatase activity. Gene Ontology annotation, cellular component: cytosol. Gene Ontology annotation, biological process: negative regulation of signal transduction; negative regulation of neutrophil differentiation; regulation of immune response. The record is from RefSeq and is a predicted model, not a curated record. NCBI's taxonomy places the organism in Eukaryota, Metazoa, Chordata, Mammalia, Primates, Cheirogaleidae.